GACUCGUAGUAAACCUCACGAGAUUUCCCUCACCACGCGGGGAGGAGAAGCUGUGUGCUGCGUUUGCUUUGUUUUCCGAGCCGUGCUUCCCUCUUCCCUCGUCUUUACCUUACUUGACUUUCUCUUGGAAGGAAGAUCCUUCAGCAGCCCGCGUUAGGACAAAAGGAUUUUCAGAAACCCAGGACUGAGUGGGACUUUUUCGUUCUUUCAGCCCUACCUCAGCAACUUAGUCCAUGGCAGUUCCCGAGACCCGCCCCAACCACACUAUUUAUAUCAACAAUCUCAAUGAGAAGAUCAAGAAGGAUGAGCUGAAGAAGUCCCUGUAUGCCAUCUUCUCCCAGUUUGGCCAGAUCCUGGAUAUCCUGGUGUCACGAAGCCUGAAGAUGAGGGGCCAGGCCUUUGUCAUCUUCAAGGAGGUCAGCAGUGCCACCAACGCCCUGCGUUCCAUGCAGGGCUUCCCCUUCUACGACAAGCCCAUGCGCAUCCAAUACGCCAAGACCGACUCGGAUAUCAUUGCCAAGAUGAAGGGCACCUUUGUGGAGCGGGACCGCAAGCGGGAGAAGAGGAAGCCCAAGAGCCAGGAGACUCCAGCUGCCAAAAAAGCCGUGCAGGGAGGGGCGGCCGCCCCUGUGGUGGGCACUGUGCAAGGGCCUGUCCCG
Messenger RNA from Bubalus bubalis (water buffalo), 659 nucleotides. RefSeq names its product small nuclear ribonucleoprotein polypeptide A (gene SNRPA). Gene Ontology annotation, biological process: mRNA splicing, via spliceosome. NCBI's taxonomy places the organism in Eukaryota, Metazoa, Chordata, Mammalia, Artiodactyla, Bovidae. The record is from RefSeq and is a predicted model, not a curated record. Gene Ontology annotation, cellular component: U1 snRNP. Gene Ontology annotation, molecular function: U1 snRNA binding.